AUGAAUAUAGAUCUGAAUUCACUUCCUCCAGAGUUUCAAUCUAAAUUGCUGGUUUUACAAAAUGAGUUAGCUGAGGGUUACAUCACGCAAAAAGGGUUUGAAAAAUCAAGAAAUGAUAUAUUACAGGAGUAUAGGCAACAAUUAUCUAGUUCUUUUCAUGAUGAUCAAUCAUAUUAUGAAGAAUUUGCUUCGACUUUGCCAAUUCAAAAUUUGCAAAUAUCUGGUCUAGAUUCAAACGAAGCCGCAUCUUUUGAUGAUAGUGAUUAUGAAAAUGAAAUUAAUCAAUCACAGUUUUCUUCUUCACCAAAUGAAUUUUAUUCUGAACAAUAUUACCCUAGACAAUCAUCAUCUCCGAUACCACCGCCGCCUCCUGAUAUUUAUUAUAAUAAUGCUGUAAGCGCUGAUUUUGAUAGGGCGAGAGCGCAUAAUCGCAAUCUAAGUUCUGAUUCAGCCAAUUUACGUAGGAAUGAAUCUCAACAACUAAAACCCAGAGACUCUACAAGAAUACCACCACAAAAUCAUGCGCAAAUUAAUUAUGGACCAUCGCCAUCAACACAACAUCAUCCGAUGUCACAACGCCCACCACCACCACAUAUAUAUCAAUCAACAUUAUAUCCCAAUAAUGGUAAUAAUGGAGUUGGUCCAAAAAUCAUAAAUAAUCAUCCUUUUGGACCUCCUAUCAGGCCUACUAUCCAUCCGUCACGUCCACAAAGACAACCUUCCAUUAGACCACCAUCAGAAAAUACAAAUAUUAUUAGAACGCCAUCAUCUUAUAUUCCAAAUACUGAUAUUAUUAAUAGAACUAAACCAGUCUAUGAAAAUCAAUUUGACAGAACAUUGAGUUUAACAGCAGGUAGAAAUCAUGUCACGGAUGAUAAUGGCAGCAUUAAAGAUUUUACUAGAAUUAAUGAUGAAUUUGACGAUAAUACAUCAAUUAGAUCUAAUCGAUCAACUUUCAUUGAUUUUCAAAAUGGAAAUUCUAAUAAAUUUGAUACAAUGAUUGGACCUGAUGAUAGACCUAUUGGAAGAAAUGCGGGGGACAGAAUGUCAUUCUAUAAUAAUAAGAUAUAUUCAGGAAUCUUGGAUGCAUUACCAAAUCAUGAUCCAGAACUAGUAAAAUUAGCAGGGCUACAAUUCAUGCCGUUUGAACAAAGAGAAUUACAUUUUGAAAACAUUGAUCCGCUUAAUCCAUUACAAUCUUUGUCCGUCUUUACAGAUAUAGCAUCUAUUUUAAGAUAUAGAGGGCAAUCGACACCUAAUCAGACAGCAUAUAUAGUUGUGGAUUCAAAAGGCAGAGAGGUUGGUGAUAUGACAUGGAAAAAGUUACAUUUAAGAGCAGAAAAGUUGGCCCAGAUCAUCACAAGAGAAGGUGGAUUGAUGAAAGGUGAUCGAGUAGCAUUGAUUUACCGUAAAACUGAAAUUUUAGAAUUCUUGGUGGCAAUGUUUGGAUGUUUUUUCGCUGGUGUUGUGGCCGUGCCAAUUAAUACCGUAGAUGAUUUUAAAGAAUUGUUAUUUAUACUAGAGAGCACAAAUACUAAAUUAGCCUUAACAACAGAACAAGUUCAUAAAGUUUUUACAAGGGAUUUGCAAGCACAAAAAAAAGAAUUGCCUGCAUCAGUGUUAUGGUGGAAAACCGACAAUUUUGGAAUACUAAGUUUGAAAAAAAAUGAGGAAUUAAAUGAAAUAAAUUUGGCAGACUUGGCAUAUAUCGAAUACACCAAAAGCCCUAAUAGUGAACUAAAAGGUGUAGCAAUAAGCCAUAGAACUAUUAUUUCACAAUGUUCUGUAAUGAGAGGUUCAGUCGUUGACAAUAUAAUUAGAGAUCAAUUAAUUGACAAAAGACAAAUGCAACAACAAAAUCCUUUGGGUGUAUCAUACGAUAGUAAUGCCUUAGGCAUGGGAAAGUAUGGACCUUUAUAUGAUAUUGUCUUAAGUUAUUUAGAGCCUAGACAGCAGGUUGGAAUAUUAUUAACUGCUUUUUGGGGAGUUUAUUGUGGUAAUAUCACAAUAUUUUUGGCUAGCACAGGACCUGAUGUACCCGGUCUUUGGACUAAUUGUUUAUCAAAAUAUAAAGUUACAAUUGCGUUGGCUGAUUAUCCAGGAUUAAUGCCAAUGGUUAAAUCAUUUAAAACUGAUCCAUCCGCAACAAUUAAUUAUAAUAAAAAACAACCACUAGAUUUAAGGGCAUUGAGAUUUUUAUUUAUCGAUACAUUAGUAAUAAAUGUUGAGAAAAAUGAUGACAUAAUAGAAAAUUUUUUAAGUAGAUUAGGUGUAAAAAAUCCAGCUGAUGUAUUAACUCCAUUAAGUAGUUUACCAGAACAUGGUGGUAUGGUAUUAUGUUUUGGAGACUUAUUAGGUGUGCCUGGAUUAGAUGAUAGAAAUGAAGGUGAAAGAGGCGUAGUAGAAUUUUUGUUAGAUAGAGAAGAAUUAAAAUCUAACAAAAUAAUGGUUGUCGGUAUGGGAGAAGAGCAAUGCAGAAAACGAAGCGGAGAUAAAACACUCAUGAGAGUUGGUGCAUUUGGAUUUGUUAUGCCUGAAGCCACGAUAGCAAUUGUGGACCCAGAAACGACUGCAUUUUGCCUACCUAAUACAGUCGGAGAAUUAUGGGUGGAUUCGUCUUCAUUAUCAGGUGGUUUUUGGAAUUUACCAAAACAUACAGAAUCGAUAUUUCAUGCAAGACCAAUAUUUGUAUCAAGUGAAACCAGUAUACCAGAAUAUUUUGAACAAGAAUUUUUAAGAACAGGGUUAUUAGGAACAUUAAUCAAUGGACAAUUGGUGAUAUUUGGAUUAUAUGAACAAAGAAUUAGACAAUUGGUUGAACCAGUACCAGAAGAUAGUGUCAAGGUUCUAAGGGUUGUUAAUCCUAAUGUAGUUAAUAAAUGGAAAUUCCAUUAUACGCCGGAUUUAGAAAAUACUGUAUUGAAUAAUAUUGAUGCUAUAAUAUUAUUAGGAGAAUCAUUAUAUUCAUUAGAUAAACUACCAAAAGUAUCAGAUGAUGUUUAUAAUAUAUUGUUAGAAAAUCAUGGUGUAAAAAUCUAUUGUAUAGGCAUAUGUCAACAAGGUUCUUUGCCUAGAACUUGGAAAAAUGGAAAGCAUUUAGUCAAUCCAUUAUAUUGUAAAAAAUUUUACGAGCAUGGAAAAUUAAAUUUUACAUACAUUAAAACAAAUGUUCAUGAGACCGUUUAUAAUUUGCCUGUGGGAGAAGAUACUAUGGCUGGAAUUUGGGGCCCAAAUGCAAUGGCAGCUAGACAGGAACAAUUAAGCAGUAGUGCUUCACCUAUCAUCAAAAGACCACAAAUAACAGGGAUAGAACAUACUGAAGAAGUUCUAGAUGAAAGAACAGGAUUAAAUCUAUUGAAAUUCCGUAGCAUAAUUGAUGUAUUGUUAUGGCGUACACUAAUUUCACCAGAUGAAACAUCGUACAAUGUAUUAGAUAAUAAAGGUAAAGAAGGUAAACCUAUAUCAUGGAAAAAAUUAAAUAUAAAAAUAGCAAUGAUAGCAAAUUAUUUACAAAAAAAAGGGUCAAAAGCUAAUGAUACCGUCAUAUUGAUAUAUCCACACGGAAUUGAUUUUGUUUGUGCGGUAUAUGCAUGUAUGGUAUUGGGUAUUGUUAGUAUACCAAUACCACAAAUAGAAAUUUCUAGAUUAAGUGAAGAUAUUCCGGCAUUGUUUGGAAUCAUUGAUGAAUUCAAAGUUAGCAAUAUACUAGUUAACACAGACACAGAGAAUAUUUUAAAAAGCAAGACAGUUCAAAACUUUUUGAAAACAAUGUCAACAACACCUAAUAGUAGUACUGGUUCAACCAAUAACAGAGAUAGCGUUGGCAUGAAUUUUACAAGUAAUGGAAAAUUACCAGCCUUAAUUAAUACAACAAAAGCGCCAAAAUACACAAAAACGCUUAAAGAAUCUAAUUAUUUGUUACAAGAAGAAUGGAUAAAUCCAAAUCAUACGGCGGUCAUAAUGUGUUAUUUCAGUUCAGACCAUGGAAAGUCGUGUGUUAGGUUGAACCAUCAGAACUUACUGGCAUUGUGUAAGGUACAAAAAGAAACUUGUAGAUUGACCACUACAAGAGCUAUAGUUAGCAGCGUCAGAAGUACAUGCGGUAUUGGAUUUGUUCAUACAUUAUUAAUAGGAGUUUAUCUUGGAUCACCAACUAUAAUAAUUACACCAAAUGAUUACUCUGAAAAUCCUUUAAUCUGGUUUGAAACAUUAUCGAAAUUUAAAAUUAAAGACACUUAUGCAACAUUUCCAAUGUUACAACAUGCUAUGAAGAUUUUUGAAACCGUUGAUUAUAAAAGUUUUUCUUUACAACAUUUGAAAAAUUUAAUGAUACCGAUUGAUACAAGACCAAACGCUAAUCUAUAUAAAAAAAUUGUUCGAACAUUUUUGACGAAUAGAUUGGAUGAUGUAUCAGUGAAUUAUAUAUAUAGUCAUGUGUCUAAUCCAAUGAUAACAACAAGAUCAUACAUGUGUGUUGAACCAAUUGAAUUGUAUUUAGACUUAAAAAGUUUAAGACGUGGUAUAGUAAGAGUGGUCAAUCCUGCAGAUGAGCCCUAUGGAGUUUUACUGCAUGAUUCUGGAAUGGUACCUGUUUCUACACAAGUAGCAAUCGUACAUCCAGAAACAAGAAGGCCGUGCCUAUCAAAUGAAUUUGGUGAGAUUUGGGUUUCAUCGGAUGCAAAUGCUAAAUCUGCAUUGUUAAACAAUGAUCCAUUGGAACAUGAAAGAUAUAAUGCAGUAAUAGAUGGUGGUGAUCAACGUUUAAAAUAUUUAAGAACAGGAGAUUUGGGAUUUUUAUAUACAGUACAUAGGCCUGUUGGUGAAGGCGGUGCAUUAGUAGAAUUUCAAUGUUUGUUCUUUUUGGGACCAAUAGCCGAGACAAUCGAGGUUAAUGGGUUAAUGCAUUUUCCUGUUGAUGUUGAAUUUACAGUUGAAAGAUGUCAUCAGCUUGUAAAUCCUAGUUUAAUAGUACCUGAUGGAUGUGUAAUAUUUCAAGCAAAUGAUGAAACAAUUUGCGCGGUAGAAGUGAGAUCAGUUGAUGGAUUAUUGAAUUUAAUACCUUGUAUAAUAAAUUCAAUAUUAGAUGAACAUCGAUUUAUAAUUGACGUUGUAGCUUUUGUCAGUUCUAAUAAUAUGCCUAGGUCAAGACUAGGUGAAAAGCAAAGAGCCAAAGUUAGAGCAGCUUGGUGGACUGGUAAUUUGGCAACAUUACAUAUUCAUCAUGUAAAACCAUAUACAACGUCGACAAACAAUCCUCGAAGGAAUUAUGGUAAUAACUUUUAUAACCCACAACAACAGUUAUACGCAUCACGAUCUACAACUUCAUUGGCAACUAUACCUAAAUAA
Molecule: messenger RNA, 5346 nt
Organism: Entrophospora candida
Lineage: Eukaryota; Fungi; Glomeromycota; Glomeromycetes; Entrophosporales; Entrophosporaceae
Source: the annotation of a GenBank genome assembly